Molecule: messenger RNA, 1557 nt
Organism: Puccinia graminis f. sp. tritici CRL 75-36-700-3
Lineage: Eukaryota; Fungi; Basidiomycota; Pucciniomycetes; Pucciniales; Pucciniaceae
Exons: 3
Coding region: 1-1557 (518 amino acids)
Molecular function (GO): RNA helicase activity; ATP binding; nucleic acid binding
Source: RefSeq, a predicted model, not a curated record
AUGGCUUACAACAUUCUCCCCAAAAAAAAGAGUGCCACUCAAAACCCAGUCAACCAUCUCAAGAUGACUCAAUCGAUGUCGGAGGCAUCAUCCUCGAACGGCUCAAGCAAACCAGAAGAAAAGAGCGAAAACGAACCCACUCAAUCAGCACUGACGAUACGAGAUAAGAAAGAUCAUCAAGAAGAUCAAGCAGAGCAAGCAGAAGAAGUGAGCAAGACGUUUGAGGAAUUAGGACUGAUACCAGAAUUAUGCGAGGCCUGUCGGACGUUGAACUACAAGAGACCGACGCCAAUCCAAGCCGAGUCGAUACCAUAUGCCCUAGAGGAUCGGGAUAUCAUCGGACUAGCUCAAACCGGUUCAGGGAAAACUGCCGCCUUCGCCCUGCCGGUCUUACAAUCACUAUGGAACGACCCCAAGCCAUUCUUCUGUUGCGUCCUAGCUCCCACGAGAGAGUUGGCUUACCAGAUAUCCCAGCAAUUCGACGCCCUAGGCUCGACCAUCGGCGUCAAGACCGCCGUCAUCGUAGGUGGAAUCGAUAUGAUGAGUCAAGCUAUUGCUCUAUCAAAACGGCCUCACAUUAUCGUGGCUACCCCUGGUCGAUUACACGACCAUCUUGAAAAUACUAAAGGGUUUAGCUUAAGAAAUCUGAAGUAUUUGAUUAUGGAUGAAGCCGAUCGGCUGCUUGACAUGGAUUUCGGCCCAGUGAUCGACAAGAUUCUGAAAGUGAUUCCACGAGAGCGACGAACCUAUCUGUUUAGUGCGACGAUGACCACCAAGGUAGCCAAGCUCCAACGUGCGAGUCUAGUCUCACCAGUGAAGGUACAGAUGUCAACCAAAUACGAUACGGUCGAUGGACUGGUCCAGCUCUACAUGUUCUUCCCAUUCAAAAAUAAGGACGCAUACCUGGUCUAUCUCGUCAAUGAGCUCAGCGGCAAAUCGAUGAUCAUCUUCACCAGAACAGUCUAUGAUGCCAAUCGGUUAUCAAUCAUUCUGCGGCUAUUGGGAUUUCCCUCGAUCCCCCUCCAUGGGCAACUCUCACAAUCUACUCGAUUGAGCUCACUCAACCAAUUCAAAUCCGGGAACCGUUCGAUCCUAGUUGCAACGGAUGUGGCCUCACGUGGAUUGGAUAUUCCAACGGUAGACUGUGUGAUCAACUUUGACCUGCCGACGAACUCGAAGGAUUACAUCCAUCGGGUCGGACGAACUGCCCGAGCGGGUAGAUCUGGGAAGGCGGUCACUCUCGUGACCCAAUACGAUGUCGAAUUACUCCAACGGAUCGAAGGCGUGAUUGGCAAAAAGAUGGAAGAGUUCCCGCAUGACAAAGAGCAAGUAUUCUUGCUAUCUGAAAGGGUCGGCGAAGCGUCCAGGGAAGCUACGAGAGAGAUCCGAGACAACGAGCGCAACGGCGGGAAGAAGUCGGGCAAAUUCCGUCGCAAACGGGGCGGGGCAGACGGGGACGAUGAUGAUGGUGGAGGUGCUGAUGAUCAUAGAGAUCGUGAUGAUGACGUGGUUCAAGCUGGAAUGGCUCCCAAGAAGAAGAAGAAAUACAAACAUUAA